CGGAGAGGGAUCUGAGGUUUGUGGCCACCCGGGGGGCCCGGGCCGGGCUUGCAGGAGGGAUUAGCCAUGUCCCAGGGCCCCGCCGGCCAGUGGAGCCCGAUGGUGAUCGUGGAGGCUGCGGGUGGAGCCCUGCCCCAGGUUUCUCAUUAUUCAAUGAAAUCUCCCAACCAGGAAGAGGGCUGUGUGUCCUUUGAGGAUGUGGCUGUGUACUUCUCCUGGGAGGAAUGGAAACUGCUUGAUGACUCCCAAAGGCUCCUUUACCAGACUGUGAUGACGGAGAUCUUCGCACUCAUGUCCUCACUGGGACUUGUACCUUCUGGGAUCCAUGGCGUCACUCAGCUAGGGUCUUGGGGAGAGCCUGCCUUGAGAUUCCUGACUCCAGGUUGUUGGAUCAAAGCGGAGAGUGACACAGCCCCCUUUGAGCAGAGUCUUUCUGUGGAAGGAGAUCUUCACUCAGCCGUGCCCCAACAGCCAGGGCUGAGCCAUGCUGAGCCAGCCUUGCUAAGUGCAGACAGCGCAGUGAUCCUCCAGACUUCCUCGGGUCUCCUGGGGCAUCGGGUGACUUACACGGUUGGGGAGGCACCCAAGAGCCCUGAGAGCGCAGAGGCCCUGGCCACUGAGAAGAGGAGCUGCAUCUGUAGUGACUGUGGCAAAGCCUUUACCAGUACGUCUCAUCUUAACCGCCACCGGAUGAUACACACGGGAGAAAAGCCUUUCCAGUGCAGCGAGUGUGGCAUGUCCUUCAGCCAGAAAGCCUUCCUGGUUAAGCAUUUCCGAAUUCACACCGGGGAGAGGCCCUUCAGGUGCGGCGAGUGCGGCAAGGCCUUCAAGCAUAACAUCUCCCUGGUUUCCCAUCAGCGAGUGCACACCGGAGAAACGCCUUUCACCUGCAGCCAGUGUGGGAAAUCGUACGUGACCAGGUCCAACCUAACGCGCCAUUAUCAAAUUCACAGCGGAGGAGAGAAGCCUCACACUUGCGGGGAGUGCGGCAAGGCCUUCCAGGAAAAGUCCAGCCUCGCCUACAGCGCCCGCGUGCACACCCGGGAAAGGCCCUUCCAGUGCAGCGAGUGCGGGAAAUCCUUCGGCCAGAAAGCCUUCCUCGUGAAGCAUUUCCGAGUUCACACCGGGGAGAAGCCUUUCGCGUGCGGUGAGUGCGGCAAGGCCUUCAAGCAUAACUGUUUCCUCGUUGCUCAUCAGCGAGUGCACACCGGAGAAACGCCUUUCACCUGCAGCCAGUGUGGGAAAGCAUACAUGAACAGAUCCAGCCUUUUGUACCAUUACCGGGUUCAUACUGCAGAAAAGCCCUUAGAAACCCAGCCGGUGCAAAACAUCAUUUAAGAAAAAAAAGAAAAUAGAUCCAGCCUUGUGGAUCGUGUCUGAGGACACACCGGGGGGAAAAGUCCUUCUGAAUGUUAGGAAUCUGGGAAGCGUUCAAAAGAGUAAAACUUCUCCCCCCACGAAAGACCAGGAAGUUCCCAGCGUGUGUGGGAGAUCCUUCGCUGUUAGGUACAGCCUCAUUAAACAUCAGAGAUUUCCCACUGCGGCAAAGCAUCACUGUGCGAGCAUCACUGUGCGAGGACUGGACCUUCGAGACUUACCAGAGGAAGACUCACACCGGAUAUAGAAUAUGCCUAUUGUGUGCAGUGAAGGGGAAAACUGUUUUCAUCACCUGCUGUGUGCACACACGGGAAUGUUCACUGGACAAACGUCAAGAACGUUUCACAUGUGAGGAGCCUUCGCCCACACCUCCAUCCUAUUUAACUGCACAGGUCACAGUGCCGAGAUGCACCAUGAACCCACCGACUCUGGGAAAGCCUUUGAGCAAAUGUCUGCUCUUAGUAGUAUUAUACACGAAACCCCAGAUAUGUCUGUGAAUGCAGACAAAACUCUGCAGCCAUUGGCCAACCUGUUCAGCCUUAGAGGAGAAGCAGGUUUCCAAGAGAAUGGCCUGAGAGUGGCCUUUGUGAGGGCGCCAUUCAAUGAAAGUUACUCAACAAACAAGAACGCGGGGACAAGAUGAGAAUUAUUGUCAUUUUCCUAGUCCCCCAAAGUUACUACUUCCUGGGGACUUAGCAAGAGGCAGCCCUACGUUCUUGACUGCGCCCAUGUGGAGUGGAGUUUCUUCCAUGGUACUGUUUGAAUCGGGGAAAUCACCAUGUCCUCAGUUUAAACAAGACAUGGUUUUAUUGUUUAGGUUUUUUUCCCCCCCCACUGAACGUUGCAGUUCCUGGAAUAAAUGAUUGUUUGCUGUUUA
Molecule: messenger RNA, 2254 nt
Organism: Cricetulus griseus (Chinese hamster)
Lineage: Eukaryota; Metazoa; Chordata; Mammalia; Rodentia; Cricetidae
Source: RefSeq, a predicted model, not a curated record